Molecule: messenger RNA, 420 nt
Organism: Pestalotiopsis fici W106-1
Lineage: Eukaryota; Fungi; Ascomycota; Sordariomycetes; Amphisphaeriales; Sporocadaceae
Exons: 2
Coding region: 1-420 (139 amino acids)
Source: RefSeq, a predicted model, not a curated record
AUGAGCCCAAACGGUGUCGGACUUAUUAUGAAGAGCAUCAAGGCCGACUACAAAUUUCCAGUAGUGUACCCCGAUCGCAUAUCCGUCUACCACAAGCUGCGGUCCUUGCCUGGGAGGUCAGACACGUCACUCAUUCUCGACUGCAUGAUCUUGUCACACAGACAUCACCGCGUUGCCGCCCGCACCGCGGAGGAUGUUGUGAUAUAUGAUUACAGGAAUGCCACCAAAACAACUACGCCCCCUUUUGUCCAGGACGUGUUUCAAAGCACGUGGGAAAAGCAAGAGGCGGCGAUAUGUUCCUCCAGGGCCAGGAUAUGGCAGCUGACGAAACAAGUCGAGGAGAUUGAGAAGGAAACAUGGGACCGCGAGGAUGCCGUCGAGGAUCUAGGAGCUUCUGGCAGUACAAGGCCUGCCAACUGA